AUGCCUGGUGCAGCGUCCAUCGUCGCCGUCCUGGCGGCCUUGUUGCCGACCGCUCUUGGUCAAGCAAACCAAAGCUACGUCGACUACAAUAUCGAAGCGAACCCAGACCUCUUCUCUGAAUGUCUGGAGACCGGUGGUACCUCAUUCCCAGACUGCGAAAGCGGUCCCUUGAGCAAGACUCUGGUCUGCGAUACUUCGGCAAAACCCCAUGAUCGAGCUGCUGCCCUCGUCUCCCUCCUGACCUUCGAGGAGCUGGUGAACAACACCGCCAACACCGGCCAUGGUGCCCCUAGAAUCGGCCUGCCCGCGUAUCAGGUGUGGAAUGAAGCUCUCCACGGUGUCGCCCAUGCCGAUUUCAGCGAUGCCGGUGGCUUCAGCUGGUCCACGUCCUUCCCGCAGCCGAUCUCGACAAUGGCUGCCCUCAACCGCACCCUAAUUCACCAGAUCGCCACCAUCAUCUCCACGCAAGGCCGUGCCUUCAUGAACGCCGGCCGCUACGGACUCGACGUCUACUCUCCCAACAUCAAUACCUUCCGCCACCCAGUUUGGGGCCGCGGCCAGGAAACCCCAGGCGAAGACGCCUACUGCCUCGCCUCCACCUACGCAUACGAAUACAUCACCGGCAUCCAGGGCGGCGUCGACGCCAACCCUCUCAAACUCAUCGCAACAGCGAAGCACUACGCCGGCUACGAUAUCGAGAACUGGGACAACCACUCCCGGCUCGGUAACGACAUGCAAAUCACCCAACAAGACCUGGCCGAAUACUACACCCCCCAAUUCCUCGUCGCCUCGCGAGACGCCAAAGUCCACAGCGUGAUGUGCUCCUACAACGCCGUCAACGGCGUCCCCAGCUGCUCCAACUCCUUCUUCCUGCAAACCCUCCUCCGCGACACCUUCGACUUCGUCGAAGACGGCUACGUCUCCGGCGACUGCGGCGCAGUCUACAACGUCUUCAACCCGCACGGCUACGCCACCAACGAAUCAUCCGCCGCCGCAGACUCCAUCCGCGCAGGAACCGACAUCGACUGCGGCGUCUCCUACCCACGCCACUUCCAAGAAUCCUUCCACGACCAGGAAGUCUCCCGACAAGACCUCGAACGCGGCGUCACCCGUCUCUACGCCAGCCUCAUCCGCGCAGGCUACUUCGACGGCAAAACCAGUCCAUACCGCAACAUAACCUGGUCCGACGUGGUGUCCACCAACGCCCAAAACCUCUCCUACGAAGCCGCCGCCCAAAGCAUCGUCCUGCUCAAAAACGACGGCAUCCUCCCCCUUACCUCCACCAGUUCCUCCACAAAAACCAUCGCCCUAAUCGGCCCCUGGGCAAACGCAACCACCCAAAUGCUAGGCAAUUACUACGGCCCAGCCCCCUACCUAAUCAGCCCGCUGCAAGCCUUCCAAGACUCAGAAUACAAAAUCACCUACACCAUCGGCACAAACACAACCACCGACCCGGACUCCACCUCCCAAUCCACCGCCCUCACCACCGCCAAAGAAGCAGACCUAAUCAUCUUCGCCGGCGGCAUCGACAACACCCUCGAAACCGAAGCCCAAGACCGCAGCAACAUAACCUGGCCCUCCAACCAACUCUCCCUAAUAACCAAGCUCGCGGACCUAGGCAAACCCCUCAUCGUCCUCCAAAUGGGCGGCGGGCAGGUCGACUCCUCCGCCCUGAAGAACAACAAGAACGUCAACGCCUUGAUUUGGGGCGGAUACCCGGGUCAGUCGGGUGGACAGGCCCUGGCCGAUAUCAUCACGGGGAAACGGGCCCCCGCGGCUCGGCUAGUUACGACGCAGUAUCCGGCUGAGUACGCCGAGGUGUUCCCGGCUAUUGAUAUGAAUCUGAGACCGAAUGGGUCGAAUCCAGGACAAACUUAUAUGUGGUAUACCGGGACGCCGGUUUAUGAGUUUGGACAUGGGCUGUUUUAUACUAAUUUCACUGCUUCUGCUUCUGCGAGUAGUGGGACUAAGAAUCGGACGUCGUUUAAUAUCGAUGAGGUUCUGGGACGCCCGCAUCUUGGGUAUAAGCUGGUGGAGCAGAUGCCGUUGUUGAAUUUUACGGUCGACGUGAAGAAUACUGGAGACAGGGUGUCGGAUUAUACUGCCAUGGCGUUUGUGAAUACGACUGCUGGGCCGGCGCCGCAUCCUAAUAAGUGGCUGGUUGGGUUUGAUCGGUUGAGUGCUGUCGAGCCUGGGUCGGCGAAGACUAUGGUUAUUCCGGUGACGGUGGAUAGUCUGGCUCGGACUGAUGAGGAGGGGAAUCGGGUGUUGUAUCCUGGACGGUAUGAAGUGGCGUUGAAUAAUGAGAGGGAGGUGGUUUUGGGAUUUACGCUCACGGGGGAGAAGGCUGUGCUUUUCAAGUGGCCUAAGGAGGAGCAGUUGAUUGCGCCGCAAUAG
Molecule: messenger RNA, 2397 nt
Organism: Aspergillus oryzae RIB40
Lineage: Eukaryota; Fungi; Ascomycota; Eurotiomycetes; Eurotiales; Aspergillaceae
Gene: xlnD
Product: beta-xylosidase XylA
Exons: 1
Coding region: 1-2397 (798 amino acids)
Biological process (GO): intracellular iron ion homeostasis; iron ion transport; arabinan catabolic process
Cellular component (GO): plant-type cell wall
Molecular function (GO): ferric iron binding; xylan 1,4-beta-xylosidase activity; alpha-L-arabinofuranosidase activity
Source: RefSeq, a predicted model, not a curated record